Pyricularia grisea is the source of this 969-nucleotide messenger RNA. RefSeq lists its product as uncharacterized. Bases 1 to 969 code for a protein of 322 amino acids. The record is from RefSeq and is a predicted model, not a curated record. NCBI's taxonomy places the organism in Eukaryota, Fungi, Ascomycota, Sordariomycetes, Magnaporthales, Pyriculariaceae. The transcript has a single exon.
AUGUUCGGCUUCUCUGGACCCAAGUUCGACCCCGCCAAGGACAUCCCCAAGCAGUCCGGCAGGGUCGCCUUCGUCACAGGUGGCAAUGGAGGACUCGGGUUGGAGACCGUCGUCCAGCUGGCCAAGGCCGGAAUGGAGCGCAUCUUCAUUGGCGCGCGCAACGAGGAAAAAGCCCUCAAGGCGAUCAAGGAUGUCUCGAAUGAGCUGAACUGCAAAACCACGCUGACGUUUGUGCAAAUGGACUUGACCUCUUUCGAAAGCGUCAUCCGCGCCGCCGACCAGGUCAUAUCGCAAACUAACAAGCUUCAUCUCCUGAUCAACAACGCCGGGGUGGUCGGCUCGGAGCCCGGGCUGACAAAGGACGGCUACGAGACGCAAUGGGGUACCAACCACAUGGGCCACGCGCUCUUCACCCGCUUGCUGCUCCCGCUCCUGAAGGAGACGUCCGAGGGCGGCAGGGUCGACGUGCGCAUAGUCAACGUCUCAUCGAUAUCCGAGUGGAUGUGCUGCUGGCACGGCUGCGGCGACAUGGAAAUCUUCAAAAGCGCCAAGAUGAAGUCUCCAAUCUGGAUCAACAACGACAUCUUCUGGGGCUACGGGGCCUCCAAGCUGGCCAACAUAUUGCACGCGCGCAUGCUGGCGCACAAACACCCCAGCAUCAAGGCCGUGGCCGUCCACCCGGGCACCGUCAAAACGCCCAUCACGGGGAGUUUUACCAAAACCUCGCCCUUCGUUGGGGGUUAUAUAAUGCCCUUCCUCACUGCGAUGUUUUUCGUCGAAGUGUCCGAGGGCGCCAAGAAUCAGCUCUGGGCCGCCACCAGUGAUCAAGCGAACAGCGGCGAGUAUUACUCCCCUGUUGGACGCCCGAACAUGGGCUCGGGUAAAUCAAAGAAUAUGAAGGAGGCUGAGAGGGUCUGGGAUUGGACUGAAAGGGAGUUGGAUGCGUAUCUGAGCAAGAUUGGGCGUUAA